Molecule: messenger RNA, 1075 nt
Organism: Andrographis paniculata
Lineage: Eukaryota; Viridiplantae; Streptophyta; Magnoliopsida; Lamiales; Acanthaceae
Product: putative vesicle-associated membrane protein 726
Exons: 5
Coding region: 190-855 (221 amino acids)
Biological process (GO): vesicle-mediated transport
Cellular component (GO): membrane
Source: RefSeq, a predicted model, not a curated record
CUCCAUUCAAUCUCAACAUCCUCAAUUCAUUUCCAUUUCCGUUUCCGUUUUCAUUUCUUAUGAAUUCCCUCUGUCCUCAUCUUAGUUCUUAAUUCCCUCAUUCUGGACAUGGAUCUCUCCAUUUGAUUCACAUACUUUCGAUCAAGCUGCAACAAAUUUAGAAUUAAAGCCGACGAGGAUCGAUCGUGAAUGGCAAAGGAAUCGCCAUUGAUCUACAGCUUCGCGGCGAGGGGGACGGUGAUCCUCGCCGACUACACCGAAUUCAAAGGCAACUUCACCUCCGUCGCGGCGCAAUGCCUUGAGAAGCUACCGGCCUCCAACAACCGCUUCACUUACAAUUGCGACGGCUACACCUUCAAUUACCUCGUCGACAAUGGAUUCACGUAUUGCGUGGUGGCGGCCGAGUCGGCGGGAAGGCAAAUGCCGGUGGCGUUUCUGGAACGCAUAAAGGAUGAUUUCAACAAGAGAUACGGCGGAGGGAAAGCCGCCACCGCCAGCGCCAAUGGCCUCAAGAAAGAAUUCGGUCCCAAGUUGAAAGAGCACAUGAAGUACUGCUGUGAACACCCGGAAGAAAUCAACAAGCUCGUCAAAGUGGAGGCACAAGUCGCGGAAGUGAAGGGUGUCAUGAUGGAAAACAUCGACAAGGUUCUUGAUCGCGGAGAGAAGAUCGAACUACUUGUCGACAAAAGUGAGAAUCUUCGAUCCCAGGCGCAGGAUUUUAAGAAACAAGGAGGCAAAGUGAAGCUAAAAUUGUGGAUUCAAAACAUGAAAAUGAAACUCCUAGUUGUAUUGAUCCUCACAGUUUUGAUUAUUGUACUCAUCCUCAUCAUCUGCCCCGGCUUCAAGUGCUCAUAGACUCUUCCAGAGCUCCCUUCCCUAACAAAUAGGAUAGGAUAGGAAAAAAAAUGAUUUAUCUUCUAUACUUGUCGAGUAACAUCUUUGUAAUAAUCUUUUAUCCCAAUUUUUGUUUUUCUAUGAUUUCUAAUUUAAAAUGUCCUAAAACUAUAUACAUUUAGGAUGUGUCUUCACUUGAAUUAUUCAAAUUCAAAUUCAAAUUUUGGACGAAGGGAUCCAA